GUAUUGAUUAAAUGAGAAGAAAGCAAGAAAGGAACAGGAUCGAAUUUUCCCUUGUCUUGCUUCUCUCCGUCUCGCUUUCUUCGAGCCGGAGGUUUUUGGGAUUCUUUGAUCGAUCUGAAGGGAGAUCAAAGGGAAGAAGCCUAGGUGGGUUUUGAAAGUGACGUGGGGGGAUGGAUCCCGAGCAGACCUUCCUCCGGGUCCACGCGCGGGUCUCGGGGAUGCUGUCACAGCUCCUGACACCGAGGACCCGGUUGGCGCUCGAGUACGGGUACCUGGCCGUCGCCGUGGCGCUCUUCUGCUUGCUCGCUGUCAUGCACAUCAAUUUCGUGCAGCAGCCGGGUUGUUCAAGCGAGUUUUCUGGAAUUGAAUUUACUGAAGCUCAACUUAUCCAGAUAAAGAUAAUCAGUGGGGGUCUGUGGGCUCAGAGCACAGCCGACCAGAAUGUUGUGGAUUUCCAGAAACAUGAAGCUUUGACUGAGAACUCCAAAAUUUCAGAAGUGAAUGGAGAUGAGUUCACAAUCUUGACAGCCAAGUUUUGGUCAAACUGGUUAGGUUCAGGUGCCAGAAGGAGCAAAUUGAUAUUUAGAUCUUGGAAGGGUGACAAAGAGUUUCUUGAGCCUCAGUUGGAAAAUGCAGCUGAUAAUACCAUCAACAAAGCUGUUUUGGAUGAAACAGAUAUUGAAGGUAUUACAGAAGGUCACAAAGGCCUCCCUGUAUCUGCUAGAGAGUCAUUAAAAGCAGCACUUUUUCAUUUCUUUACUAAGUGGCACAUGCGUUUCAUUUCCUUCUGGAAAAAUGCAAAGCAGUUUUCUCAGAGGACCUUUCAAUUAUUGACUGCUGCAAGUUGGAAUGAAUCUCUUGAUAUUUCAAAGUGCUUACAACUGCUUCACAUGGAACGUCUUAGCUCAUUGAUAGUGCAGUGGCUUGAGAAGAGAAGCAAAGCAUUUGAGCCAACAUAUCUAUAUACUGUUGAGAAGGGAUUUUUCCUGCUUUCUGAAGGAGCAAAAUCUCGACAUAACAUCCGGAUGAUUAAUAUUACAAUUUCUGCUCGGAAUCCCUGCUUUGGUAACAGAUGGCAACAACUUCUGAUCAACAGUUUUGUUGGUUAUGAUACCAUUCUUACAAAUAGUUUGUUGAGUUCUCCUGGUCAGGGAUAUCUUUAUAACUUUCAAACAAAGGAAUUUUAUGAUCUUAGUUAUGGGCAUGAAUUAGAAGAAGGCCCUGCAAGAUUUGGAGACUAUUUUGUUACAAAAUGUGGCGUGCUUAUUAUGUCACUUUUUGUUUUCUUCACAACAAUCAUGUCUGUUUCAUUUACUCUGAGAGAAACGCAAUCUCGCAUGCUUAAGUUCACAGUGCAGCUCCAACACCAUGCUCGCCAUCAGCUUCCCACGUUCCAGUUGAUCUUUGCGCAUGUGAUUGAAUCUUUGGUUUUUGUUCCAAUUAUGAUUGGAAUUCUGUUUUUUCUAUUUGAGUUUUAUGAUGACCAGCUACUUGCAUUCCUGGUUUUAACUCUUGUAUGGUUGUGUGAACUAUUUACAAUGAUCAGUGCGUCCACAUCAAUAUCUAGGCAAUUUUUUCCUCGCUUCUUCUUGCUCUAUUUUCUGGUUUUUCACAUCUACUUCUUCUCGUAUGCUUAUGGUUUUUCAUAUCUCGCUUUCUCUGCGACUGCUGCAUUCAUGCAGCACUUAAUUCUUUAUUUCUGGAACCACUUUGAGGUCCCAGCCCUUCAGAGGGUUAUGAGGAGCCGAGGUCGGAUGCAGCAACAGGCUGGUGUUCGGAUCACAUCAUCGACCAUCUACAGCUCAACAGUGCAUAUUGCCAGAGUAAAUGUGAGAAACAGUGAUGUGGUAAAUAAUGAGCUUGGAGAUGGACCCUGACUUCGUUAGGUGCCUGAUCAUCCAGAGUCUGCUGAAAGCACUGAAACUCAAGAGCAGUCGGUAAUGGACAACCCUGAUUCAGUAAGCAAUGCUCUCCACUUUCAGGCUCUUGGUCAUCAACAGACAGGAACUGCUCCUGGCUCCAGCCUACUCAACCCAUUUGGUUUCCUCCUGCUACGGAUCUUAGGAGGAGCUUCUUCUGAUAGCACCAUGCCCUUCUUUUCUACGUUCAGAGAUGUGCCAGACCAGGGCCAAGGUUUUGCAGAAAACCCCCAACAUGAAAAUGAAACUAGAACAUAAAGUUCUUAUACUUUUCCCCAGUUUAAAGGAGAAAUGAUAUCCAGUUCCUCAAUGGGCAACAUCCAACAAUUUUAUCAUGGAGAAGGUACAACGCUGGUGUUCAAAGGGUUAUAAUGGGUGGCAUGGUCAUGAUGGCCUGUAGCUUGUUAUAGAAUGGCUUGGUUGUAUGUGAUAUAGUUUCCAUCAUUUGUCAAGCUUUUGUUUUUGUUUUAAUGCAUCAAUGGUUGUAUGUGAUAUAGUUUAUAUUAUUGGUUGUAUGCGUAAUUCUUGUUAUAGUAACAAUUAAUGCAUGAUUUUCA
This is a messenger RNA of Elaeis guineensis (African oil palm), 2476 nucleotides long. RefSeq names its product membralin-like protein At1g60995. Gene Ontology annotation, biological process: positive regulation of ERAD pathway; response to endoplasmic reticulum stress. The record is from RefSeq and is a predicted model, not a curated record. Gene Ontology annotation, cellular component: endoplasmic reticulum. NCBI's taxonomy places the organism in Eukaryota, Viridiplantae, Streptophyta, Magnoliopsida, Arecales, Arecaceae.